AUGGCGGAGCCCUUUGGGUUGGGGGAUUCCGCAUCCGACUCGAUCCCACCGGAGCCCCCCUCCGCCUCCCACGGGCCGCGGCGCGCCGCGGCGCGCGCGCGCGUGCAGGCCGAGAUGCGGAAGAGGAUGGAGAGCGUCGACGAUCUGAUCGAGGAGGCCAAGCUGCGCACCGUCUGGUGGGCGCUCUGCAUCUUCGCCAUCUCCUACGUCCUCACGCAUACAAGUAAAUCAAUGUGGACAAAUGUGCCCAUGUCAAUCCUUAUACUUGCAUUUCUCCGGUAUCUCUCCUUCAAAGUGGAGUUCCGUUGGAGGGAACAGCCUGUACGUAAGCAGACAUAUUUGUCUCAAGCCUCAAAGAGGCAGUUGUCUGCAAAUGAUCAUCGCCUUUCGACUGUACCACCAGUCUCCAGAUGGAGAAGGAAAGUUGGUUCACCUUCUGUUGAGGCUGCUUUUGAAAGUUUCAUUGAGAAUAUUUUGCGAGACUUUGUUUUAGACUUGUGGUAUUCAGAUAUUACUCCUGACAGAGAGGCCCCAGAACUGAUACGUGGCUUAGUACUUCACGCUCUUGGUGAAGUAUCAGGCAGGGUGAAAGAGAUGAAUCUAGUUGACAUGCUAACAAGGGAUAUGGUUGAUUUGAUUGGUAACCAUUUAGAUAUUUUCCGGAAAAACCAAACUCUAAUUGGUGUUGAUGUCAUGAGGACUUUGUCUUCAGAGGAAAGAGAUGAGAGACUGAAGCAGCACCUAAUAGUUUCACAGGAACUUCAUCCAGCACUGUUAUCUUCAGAGCAUGAGUACAAGGUUCUUCAAGAAAUCGUUGGGGGCAUUAUGGCUCUAGUUUUGAGACCACAAGAUGCACAGAGUCCACUAGUUCGCUGUUUCUCCAGGGAACUGAUGACGUGCCUAGUCUUGCAGCCUGUUAUGAACUUCGCAAGCCCUGUCUACAUCAACGAGUUGAUUGUCUACCUUCUAAACAACAAAGAUACAGGUAAUGUUGGAGGAAAUACAAACAUGGCUAAUACGGAAGUAGUGCCUUACAAAGGAGGUUCACAAGGUUGUCAAACGGAAUCAAGGAAUUUGACUGUAGAACCUAGCAGCUUAGUUCCACCAAAUAAUUCUGGGAUGAGGUCACUUGUUACUUCUGAAUGUGGAAAGUCGAAAGUGUCAGAGGAUGACAAUGACAGUACCAUCCAACCUCGGCAGCCAGACUGGGCUGUGGUAUUGGACGCAGCUACUAAAAGGAGGUCAGAGGUUCUUGCCCCUGAGAAUCUUGAGAACAUGUGGGCAAUCGGAAGAAAUUAUCAAAAGAAAAUGAUUAAAGUAGACCAAUCAUCUAGGUUGAAAGGUUCUGGAGGUUCAGAUAACAGUCCAAGUGCAGGGGCAGUGGCUAAAGAGCUAUCCUCUAACUUCAACGAGAGAAUUGCAUCUGUUGAUGAUAAAUACAUGGUCAAUUUGAUGCAAAGUAAAAAUAGGAAUGCUCAAUCUACUUUCGUCACAGGUAGUCAUCCACUUGCUCUACAAAAUACGAAUGAAGUGAAACCAAAAGAGGGAAGUCAAGUUCAUUUCAGCAGCAAGGAGAAACCACAUGAAACCAGCAACAGUGUAAAAGCUCAACUAAAACGAUCUAAUAGUACUCCUGAUAUUGAGAAAAGAUAUUUGGCAAAAAGUAACCAGCCCAUGGUUCCCAGUGAAAUGCUAAAUGUGAGGAAAAAUCAGGAUGAGAGAGGUGCCGGUCCUGCCUCACAUGUUGAGGUGCUAAUGCAUGUUCCGAAGAUAAGAUGCCGGGUUGUUGGUGCAUAUUUUGAGAAACUAGGUUCAAAAUCUUUUGCAGUUUAUUCUAUCGCGGUGACUGAUGCGGAUAACAAGGCCUGGUUUGUGAAAAGAAGAUACCGGAAUUUUGAACGUCUUCAUCGACAACUGAAGGAGAUACCUAAUUAUUCAUUACAUCUGCCUCCAAAGAGUUUUCUUUCGUCUAGUGUUGAUGAUUACCUUGUGCACCAACGAUGCAUUCUCCUGGACAAAUAUCUUCAAGAUCUCUUGUCUAUAGCUAAUAUUGCAGAACAGCAUGAAGUUUGGGAUUUCCUGAGUGCAUCCUCAAAGAAUUACUCUGCUGGAAAGUCCACCUCUGUUAUGAAAACCUUGGCUGUUAAUGUUGAUGAUGCAAUGGAUGACAUUGUUCGACAAUUUAAAGGAGUUUCAGAUGGUUUGAAACGGGCGGUCGGCACAUCACCUUCUAGCGCAACUGCCCAAUUUGCAGAUAAUAGGAUGUCUCUAUCUUGGAACCAGGAAGAGAAAGAUAACCACAACUUGCAUCAAAGAAGCUUGGAAAGUGCUCAUAGCCUUUCAGAUGGUGAUAGUAACUACGAAGAUCACACCUCAUCUAUGAAUAGUGGAUGCCAUUCAGACAAUGAGGUCAAUAAUAGAGGCCAUACUUCAAAUGAUGUUAAGCACAUCAAAACAUACUCCAGUUUGGAUAAACAAGCCAGUGACCAAAUAGGAAAACCUACAAGGGCAUAUUCUGAUUCUUCAAACAUGUCAUCUCUAAAUACAUACGAGGAUCCAACAGGAAUUCCUCCUGAGUGGAUGCCAACAAAUGUUAGUGUGCCUUUAUUGAACCUGGUUGACAAGGUAUUCCAGCUAAAGCGACGGGGUUGGAUACGGAGACAGGUUCUUUGGAUAUCAAAACAAAUUUUGCAGUUGGUCAUGGAAGAUGCAAUCGAUGAAUGGAUCAUAAGACAAAUCAAUUGGCUACGAAGAGAAGAUGUCAUUGUACAGGGAAUACGUUGGAUUCAAGAUACCCUUUGGCCAAACGGUAUAUUCUUCACCAAGUUGGAUGGAUAUAAGGGGAAUGCAGGCACAAGUCAAUUUGACAAGCAGUCAUUUUGGAGUCCCAACCAGGCUGUUGGCAACAAAAAGAGCACAAGCUCUUUUGAACUUCAGCUUGAGGCAUCCAGAAAUGCCAGUGAGGUCAAAAAGCUUCUUUUAGAUGGAACUCCAUCGACCUUGGUCAGCAUAAUUGGAUACAAGCAGUACCGACGCAGCGCAAGGGACAUGUACUACUUCCUCCAAUCCAACGUCUGUAUCAAGCAGCUCGCAUAUGCAAUGCUAGAGCAGGUCCUUGUGACAGUCUUCCCAGAGCUUCGCCAGCUAAUAGACGACAUACAUGAGAAAGGCCGCAAAGAGCAGGCCUCAUUCACAUACCAACUCUGA
This is a messenger RNA of Miscanthus lutarioriparius, 3207 nucleotides long. Lineage: Eukaryota; Viridiplantae; Streptophyta; Magnoliopsida; Poales; Poaceae. The record is from the annotation of a GenBank genome assembly.